GAUAUGUCUGGUGGUCACUUAUCCAUGGGAUAGCCCCAAUGAUUUGGUUUUAUCCACUGAAUGAACUUGAAAUAUCUGGUUAUGAAGCAUUUGUGGUGACAAUUCUUUCACCUAUAUUUACUGGAAUCAGUGCAGUGCUUCACUUUUCUGGUACUAUUCAUGGAAUAGCUUUUUGGCGAGUUCUCUCUUUAGUGGGUGUGGCUUCUUUCCAAGCCCCAUCAACUCUUGUUAGAUUGAUAAUGUUGGCAGUUGGCUGUGGAACAGGCAUGCUGUGGUUCUGUGGAAUGAUAUGGUCUAAAGAUCCAAAGGAAAGGGUGCUCUCCUUCUGGGGCCUUAUCCUGGGUUUGUUUCUGUUGUUGUUACUGCGUAUUGCAUACAUCACUGUCAACCCAAUCUGGUCAGAUGUCACUAGCAACAGGGUUGUUCUUCUCGUUGCUGUCAUUGCCAUAUUGGAUAGAGUCUAUACUAGCUACAUGAUGUCGGUCACUCAAUCAGGGACCCAAUCCAAGUCAUCAAUUGAGCCCCAAGAUGCUUUGGUUUCUGGUCCAGGGUGGUUCUUAGUGGCAUUAGGAUUUGGUGCAUUGAUGUUCCUUACACAUGAUGUUUUUGGGGAAGUGUCACUUGUAUGCCGCUGGGCUGUUUCUGGUUAUCCAGAUACAGGACCCAAACCCAACCCUUGGGGAGCAGCUGUCAUCAUUGCUCUUGGCAUAGGAGUUAUUCUUUCACGUUAUCAGUGGACAAGCAAUGUGUUCUGGUGGUUAAUUGGAUCUACUGGCGCGGCAUUACUUUACUUUGCUCCUCGGUAUUGGUCAAUGAUUGGCGGUCUCUUGCUCGCCAUCUACACCAUGUCCAUCUGGCCAACUAUGAUUGACAGACUGUUUUGUCGACCUGUUGGGCGUACACUGACUCUGGCCAAUCUGGUUUACAUUAUCCUUGUUUUGGGCUCAGUGUGGGUUGUUGCUUAUAACUUUGUUCCAGGAGGAGAAUUUACAAGGGAAAGGACCCACAUACUGUUGGGUAUCACAAUGGUCUUAAUUGGACUUGCUUUGAGGACAAAGUCGACCCCAGAUGUUAAAGAAGCUUAUGGAAAAAUAAAAAAAGAAGAAAAUGUAAAGGAUGACAAAAACUCUUCCCAUGGUCAGUCAGGCCCUGAGCAGAAAUCUCCUGUGACAAAAUUCAAUAAUGUGGCCUUCCUUGAGGAACAUGGUGAUAAGUUUUGGUUCUUCAAGACUCAUGUCAUACCAGUUCUUGUUGGUGUUAUUGUGUUAGCUGUUAUCCUGAUGGCUGUAAGAUUUCACAGAUUGGAAUACUCUCAACCUAAUAAGGAAGAUGCUAAUGUGUUCUCAGCUAUGAUCUGGACUGUUCAUUUUGCAUAUGAUAAUACUGGAUGGCCAAGCUUUGAGAGAGCAGCACAGAUGAUCAGUGAUACCAAUGCUGAUGUAGUUGGAUUUUUGGAAAGUGACUGUUCUAAGCCAUAUCUUGGAAACCAUGACUUGGCCAUGUGGUUUGAGGAGAGACUGGGAAUGUACUCAGAUUUUGGUCCAUCCACAAGGGACCACACAUGGGGUGCCACCUUACUCUCCAAGUACCCAAUAGUGAAAUCUCUCCAUCACUUACUUCCAUCUCCAGAAGGAGAACUGGCUCCAGCUUUGAGUGCAACUAUUAACAUUACUGGUAACCUGGUGGAUUUUGUGUUGGUUCACAUGGGAAACGAUCGGGAUAACUUGGACAGAAAGCUUCAGGCUGAGGAGCUAGCCAGAAUUUUAGAUGAGAGUCUCAACCCUGUGGUGUUUCUGGGAUAUGUGACGUCAUCACCUCGCAGUCGUGAUUACCGCAUGCUGACGGAGAUGGGACGAACGAAGGACAUCGAUGCAACAGAUUCUGACCGCUGGUGCGAGUAUAUUAUGUACCGCGGGCUCGUACGACUAGGAUAUGCGCGAAUUUCCCACGGGGGACUAAGCGACACCGAGGUGCAAAUGGCCAAGUUCCGUAUUCCUCCAGCAGGGACGACAUACCAGGAUAAUGAAAUCCUUACAACGAGUCCUAAAGAUGUCCCGGAGAACAUAAGAUUUCCUAACAGAUUUGGUGCGUUCUAUAAAGGACAUUAUUCUGCUUGGCGACAUCACUAUCACAUGUCAACACCGAAAUAUUUUCUGCCGUCGAAGAAACAGAAUGCGAGCUAAACUUACUCAAAUGAAAGUUAAAGAAUAAAGUGCUGUUUGGUGAAGUCUCAGGAAGAACAUAAAGGAGGCGUUUUAAAGGCUUCAUCUCUGUGUAAAUUGCGAUGUGGAACUAUAGAAGACUUGGGAAUCACCCAGUGUGCUGAAGAUCGAGAACCAAGCGGAUGUACGUCUGUAGGUUCCCAAUUCGCACAGAGGACAAAAUCAGGAAUUGUAUUGCUCUGUUUACGAUGCUUAAGUCUGACAGACAUCAGGGACCAGGAAACUUUGGCUAGCCAGCGAACCGAGUAUUAGUACUCAGUGGUUAACGUCAAUGACUGAGUACUCUGUGUUACCAUGCCUCGAUUUCCGCCGUUUUCUCGGGUUCGUUCUACAGAACAGGAGCGUGGGCACAUUUCUCGUAAAGUGGCUGGCUGGUUAUCAAGCCUUUGUGUAUCGUACCUCCGAUUGUCCUCAAGUUCUGUGAUGUUGACUGUGUUGUCAUAUCAUGUUGUGGCCUGCAUGUGGGUCACGAACCCGCUCAAGAACGGCAGCCGAAGUCAUAGUGCUGGCAAAUAUAGCGAGUUUCAUCUCUGUCGUCGGAAAGCAUACGCACAUUCCGCAAAAACUAACUGUGUAAUAUCAUCGUGAUCAUUCCACGCAUAAUCCUAAGGGGCUUAGGGGAACUUGCCGUUACUCAGAACCGACUGACUAGACUGGUCCAGUUAUAAAUAGAAUCCGAACCGUUCGGCUAAAUUAAUCACUUUUAAAAUUUUAUAUUUGCUUCUGGAUUUUUUUUUUAUCUUUGAACGCUUGGAAAGUUCUUGAUAAAUGGCCCUUUCAUUAGCACUUGACUAUUUUCCCCGCCCACUAACUCAUCGUACCUUCCCCGCGGGUUAUUGCGUGCUAUGGGAUAAAGUUUUCUUUCUUAAUUUUCAUGACGAGGGAAAAUACGAAAUUAAAACCCAUUAAACUGUGAAUUUUUUAAAGUUG
Molecule: messenger RNA, 3152 nt
Organism: Pocillopora damicornis (cauliflower coral)
Lineage: Eukaryota; Metazoa; Cnidaria; Anthozoa; Scleractinia; Pocilloporidae
Product: PGAP2-interacting protein
Biological process (GO): GPI anchor biosynthetic process
Cellular component (GO): endoplasmic reticulum
Source: RefSeq, a predicted model, not a curated record